AUAUCUAGGUAUCACUUAAACAUCUGUCAAGUGCCAGUCGUUGGGUUGUGUAUUAAUUCCUAACGUAAACUUAAGUAAUCUAUUGUAUCGUGUACAGUCAAAGAAUAGGGGGUUUAAAGGGGCAUCCAAAUAUGCAGCUAGAAUUAAAUCAUCAAUAGUGUGGCAUAAUACCUUCGUAUCAAACUCUUUGUCACUACAUAUUAGAACAUUUAAAUGAACAGUUGAGUAUUUUUCCUCGUCGGAUUGAAUACCAUAAUCUCUGACCGCCUUGCCAUUGACGAUAACACUGUGAAAGAUUUAGAGUGUUCCGCCGAGCCGCGCUAUAUCUAUUCACGCCGCCAGCGAGAUAAACAGAGCUCUAGAAGCUAGUCCUUUUUUAUGUACAUAAAAGGGUUCUAAUUGAAAACUAUGUAGAAAGUCUGUGGCGUUUCUGUCGGCGGCGUAAGACCACGGAAUCCCCCGGCCUGUCUACCUGUUUACCUUCCUACCUGUGUGCCACUUACGAUCAAUACACUUCAGCCGAAAAUCAAUUCUGUGGAGUUUACUUUAAAACGGUAAAAAGUGACCUAUCAGUUAUUGUACUGACGGGCACCUGUUAGGGACCCGGUCAACAGACAUGGAGAGGGGAGACAAGGCGCGGAUCUAAAGGGUGGAGAUGACGACGUAGACGAUGGCGACGAGUGACGAGGAGAUAGAGGAGGUGAUAGAUGACGCCUCCGUUGUCUCCGGAGACGACCCGACUUUGUUUGAAGAAGUCGAUAUCGAAGUUGCUUUUGAAGGGGACGUAGAAAACAGCGAAGAUGAAAGCGCAGUGAGGACUAAGAAGAAAAAAUUGACGUCACACACUCUAGCCGUGGAUCGAAAUGUUGAUCAGAGUGAAGAAGAAGAUAAUAUAGAAACCGAGAAAGAUUCCCGACGUAACUCACGUAGAAAAGGGUCGGGUAAGAACGGAGACACGGAUUUAACCGACGGUCAACAACAGAGCAACAAAGAAAGUGAAGAAGUUUCUUCCAAUUUGGUGAAUGAGGAUAAAUUAGAGAAACCUGCUGAAAACAAAGUUCGCAUCAUCAUAGAGCAGUGCGAGACGCCAGCGAAGGAAGAUGAUGACGAAGGCAAGACAAAUGACUUACCCAGAGAGGAAAAAGCUAAAGUUGAACAGCCGAAAGUGAAAUGGCAUCAGAGAUAUGCCCAGCAGAAAAGGAGAAAGUGGAUAUGGCCUCGAAAAAAGAGAGAAGACAACGAAGAGGAAGAAGAGGGGUGUGUGGAUGAUAGGGAAGACGGAGGAGUAAAUCAGGCGGGGGUGAAGAGAGAGGACGAGGAGGCAAAGGUAGAGGAAAUUAGAGGAGUAAGACAGGCCAAGAAAGAGGAGGCAGAGGAAGAAGAAGAGGAAGACACAGAGAUGACUCAGGAGGAGAAAGAGGACAUGUAUAAUGCUGUCAGGAAUGGCGAAUACCUCCUCUUCCAAGAUCUGCUGGACAAGAAGAACGCCGAUAUUAACAUGCUCUGGUACAGAGAAAAUUUGCUGAUGGUAGCGAUGCGCGCGCAGCAGAUAGAAAUGGUAGAAUUCUUAAUUGACAAUGGCAUUGACUACAACUACGAGACAACACUUUGGGAUUUGAAAGAUCGAGAGAAGACGGGUAAACGCUUCUUUCAGUACAAACUGUCGUGUCGACAAAUGGCUUAUGAACUGGAUCUUCUGAACGUAGUUGAAAUGAUUGACGUUAAAAACAACCAAAUUCACAAGUACUACAAAGUAACGCAUCGUUUACCACGCAUGCGCCGUCCUCCUGCUCCCACGCCGCCAUGUUUGAUGUACAGUGACGAGGAUGAGGAGGAUGAGGCGGAACUUUUGGCGGGAGGAGAUAGCGAUCUGUUAUCGAGUACUUCCCAGCUGGCGGAAACUAGCGAAUCCAAAACAGAGCAAGGUCAAUCAAAAACGGAGGUCAAUGAAGACAAAAGUGCAGAGAGGAGGGGUGAACUUACGGAAGAGCGAGUUGCUGAAUUGGAAAUCACGGAUGACGUAUACGAGAUGACCUCCCCUUGUCCUAACAGUGUGGUAUUCAACAAAUACGAAUUAGUCGAGGAAAGACCUGGCCUUCUCCGACGCGGAACGAAGUCAUCAAUUGGACUACAACAAUACAAUGACAUCAAAUACAGACGUCGUGCUUAUUCGAAAAGUGCGCACGCCACAAGUGUUGUUGAUACAGUAGGGAGUUAUGCUUGGGAAAGCAGACGUUGGCGACCACUCAAAAGUGCUUCUGUUGAUAAACAGUCGGAGCAGAGCAUUCCUUUCGUUGCCCGGAUGUCUUCUUGUCAAGCACACGCGAAAUCACAGACUUCACAUUCGACUUCACAACCCUCACGAAAACAGAGAUAUUCUCGGCCUAGGCCUCUAUCCUCGCCAGCCUCGUUUUCCGUAGAAAUUCAAAACAUCUUGGGACAGAGUCGUUUGCUUCGGACAGAACCAGCUCUACCGUAUAUCAAACCUCCAAACCGAAGCUCGCGAUCACAGUCUGCUAAAGCAAUAACUCCAUGGUGUCACAGUAAUUCAGCUGCUGUUUUUGAACGAUUAUCAAACACCAAAAUACAUAAUAAGAUACAAAAUCCCAGAUUUUCUGUUAACAGACAAAUAAGUUUACGGACGAAUCGCUAAAUGUAUAAAUGCAUUAUCUAAAAAUGUGUACCCUUGAAAUCUUGAUUUUGAGGGAUGAAUGAUUACUUUUGUAUACUUCUGCCUUUUCUGUUGUGAUUUUGUAUGUAUGGCGAUAUCAUUCAAAGUGAUUAAUACGCUAUGUAAAAUAUUAUAAUUUUUCACGGUGCUACUUAAGCUAUUAAUCCAGAGCUAUAUUUGAUUAAUAUUAUGCACAUGUUUUGUAGAACAAUAAAAGUACUUAUUAUUAAAAAAAACAUUAAGUGUUCACAAAACCA
This is a messenger RNA of Saccostrea cuccullata (small rock oyster), 2928 nucleotides long. RefSeq lists its product as uncharacterized. Lineage: Eukaryota; Metazoa; Mollusca; Bivalvia; Ostreida; Ostreidae. Bases 671 to 2653 code for a protein of 660 amino acids. The record is from RefSeq and is a predicted model, not a curated record. The transcript has 6 exons.